Trematosphaeria pertusa is the source of this 1308-nucleotide messenger RNA. RefSeq lists its product as uncharacterized. Gene Ontology annotation, cellular component: nucleus. The record is from RefSeq and is a predicted model, not a curated record. Gene Ontology annotation, biological process: rRNA base methylation. The coding region runs from base 1 to 1308 and encodes 435 amino acids. Gene Ontology annotation, molecular function: 23S rRNA (adenine(1618)-N(6))-methyltransferase activity. Lineage: Eukaryota; Fungi; Ascomycota; Dothideomycetes; Pleosporales; Trematosphaeriaceae. The transcript is spliced from 2 exons.
AUGGACUUGGCACAAUUACCACCCUACGACGCCGUCAACUUCAGAGCGCUGGCGCAGAAAGAUGAGGUCUUCAAAAAGGCAUGGCAAAAGAGCUCGGGGCAUCUCGACUUCCAAGAUGCAGACACCGUGAAAGUGCUCACAAAUGCCAUUUUGAAGGCAGACUUUGGCUUGAAUCUUGAAGUACCUGGUGACCGGCUUUGCCCUCCUAUCCCGAAUCGCUGGAACUAUGUAGCCUGGGUCCAGAGACUUGUCGAUUCAACGAGUCCCCACUACUUCAAUCGGUACGACCCGGAUCGCCAAGUUGUAGGCUUGGACAUCGGCACCGGAGCGUCCGCUAUCUACACUAUGCUAUGUUUGAAAACUCGGCCGAACUGGACUAUGUGCGCUACGGAGAUAGACAAGAAGAGCUUCGAUUCUGCGGUUCGGAACCUCACCCUGAACAACCUAGUCACUCGAACGAAGAUGCUGCAGACGAUAGACUCAAACAAGCUCAUCCCACUGCAGCACCUCGGAGUGGAGAAGCUAGACUUCACGAUCUGCAACCCGCCCUUCUUCACAGAUGAGAACGAUAUGCGCUCUAGUCUCAAAGGCGAAGGCAAAAGCUAUAAGCCAAAUGCGGUUUGCACGGGCGCUGAGAUUGAGAUGGUGUGCCCUGGCGGAGAUCUCGGUUUCGUGGCGAGGAUCGUCAACGAGAGCCUGUUGCUGAAGGACAUGGUUACCUGGUAUACUAGCAUGCUUGGGAAGCUCACCAGUGCCAAGUCAGUCGUGGGUUUGCUGAAGCAGCAUGGUGUCAACAACUGGGCUGUUGGCGUCAUCGAAGCUGGGGGGCAGACGAAGCGAUGGAUCGUGGCUUGGAGUUUCGGAGAUCUUCGGCCUCGGAAUAGCCUCGCCCGCAUUGACUCCAUCGCCCAUGAAUAUCUCCCCUUCCCCACCGAAUACCGCGUCCACCUCGAUGCCUCCGACGACAUCGCCGACGUCGAAUCCACCAUCAACGGCCAGCUGUCCUCCCUCGAUCUUCGCUGGACGUGGGACCCCGAGACCUCAGUCGGCGUCGGCGAGGCUUCGCAGAAUGUAUGGAAGCGAGCCUAUAGGCGCGAACACGAGAGAAGGAGGAAAGAAAUGGCGGCUGCUGGGAUCCAAGAUGCGGAGAUGGAGAGUGGCGCUGAAGAGAGGAAGGUAGCAUUGGCUUUCAGGAUCACAGUGGACGAGGGUGUGAAAGAGGUGCUGAUCGAGUGGUUGAGGGGGAAUGAUCAAGUGCUGUUCGAGAGCUUUUGCGGCAUGAUGCAUCGAAAUUUCAAGAAGUCCUAG